Molecule: messenger RNA, 4419 nt
Organism: Morone saxatilis (striped sea-bass)
Lineage: Eukaryota; Metazoa; Chordata; Actinopteri; Moronidae
Gene: mpp7a
Product: membrane protein, palmitoylated 7a (MAGUK p55 subfamily member 7)
Exons: 17
Coding region: 392-2122 (576 amino acids)
Biological process (GO): protein localization to adherens junction
Cellular component (GO): plasma membrane; cell-cell junction
Molecular function (GO): protein binding
Source: RefSeq, a predicted model, not a curated record
AAACCGCUUCCAAGUCAGCGCCUUGACAGACCGCUCUGUGUGUCUUGGAGAGUGGCACAGCCGAGGCGUAACAUUUUGAAAGGUUGUGUUCAGUGGACAGCCACUGAGAGCGGGGAUGAUUUAAGGAGAUUCGGAGGAGCAAAUCUCGGUUUCUAAAGUGGAAAAUAUUAAAAACAAGUGAAAAGUUUUGUUUUCGAAGCAACCACUGGAGUACACUGUGACCAGCAAGAAACCAUUCAACUCCGACCCCCGAUGCUAAGGCUCCAUGGCAUAAAGCCUGUCCUCAGAUUCAGCUGGUCCCUGGGGAGAGCUGCCGAGGAACUCACUACUCUGACGCCCCACUGCCAUUUUCCACAGCCUGAGGGGAACCAGGAAGCAGCCGGCAGGAGCCAUGCCUGCCCUGGCCACCGGAGCCGGCCACGAGCCAGGUCUGUAUGAGCUGCUGGCCGCUCUGCCCUCCCAGCUGCAGCCCCAUGUCAGCCGCCCCGAGGACAACACCUUCCUCCAGGACAUGUUUGGAGAGAGAAGCCUCCACUCGCUGGUCAAGAUCCAUGAACGGCUGCAGCACUACGAAGAGGGCAAACCCGUCCCUGUCCUGGACAACGCUGCAGCUCUGGCCAAUGAAUUGUCCGAGGAGCUGGAAGGGAAAUCAGCCAAUGGAGAAAUCAAAGAGCUUCUCCAAAUACUGGCCAAACCCCACGUGAAGAGUGUUUUGUCGGUCCAUGACACUGUUGCCCAGAAGAGUUACGACCCUGAACUACCUCCGCUGCCAGAAGACCUUGACGACGAUGAGGAUUCAGUGAAAAUCAUAAGACUGGUCAAGAACAAGGAACCUCUCGGAGCAACGAUAAGGCGUGACGAUCGCACAGGAGCCAUCCUCGUGGCCCGGAUCAUGAGAGGUGGAGCUGCCGACAGGAGUGGACUGAUACAUGUAGGAGAUGAACUGAAGGAGGUCAAUGGAAUCCCUGUGGAUGACAAGAAACCGGAGGAAAUCAUUCGUAUUCUGGCCCAGUCGCAAGGAGCCAUUACCUUUAAAGUUGUCCCCGGCGUCAAGGAGGAGGCGCCAUCCAAGGAGCCAAAGGUGUUUGUGAAGGCGCUUUUCGACUACAACCCUAAGGAGGACAAAGCCAUCCCAUGUAAGGAGGCUGGACUGGCCUUCAAGAAGGGCUCCAUCCUUCAGAUCAUGAGCCAAGAUGACGCAACCUGGUGGCAGGCCAAACAAGAGGGGGACGCCAAUCCCCGUGCCGGCCUUAUCCCAUCCAAACAGUUCCAGGAGAGGAGACUUGCACUGCCGCGACCUGUUGCGACUCUCGCGUUCCAGAAGACCUCCACCCGACGAUCAUCUGGGUUCAGGAGAAGCUUCCGUCUGAGCAGGCGGGACAAGAAGACCAACAAGUCCAUGUACGAGUGUAAGAAGAGCGAAAUGUACGACAUGGCGGACGUGCCCACGUACGAGGAGGUCACCCCGUACCGCAGGCAGAGUGGAGCUAAACACAGGCUGGUGGUCCUAGUGGGUCCCACAGGCAUCGGCUUGAAUGAACUUAAGAGGAAACUGUUGAUCUCAGACCCCCAGCAUUUCAGUGUGACCAUCCCACACACCAGUCGGGCCAAGAGGAACCAGGAGGCCGACGGCGUGGAGUACCACUUCAUCUCCAAACACCUCUUUGAGACAGAUAUCCACAACAACAAGUUCAUCGAGUAUGGCGAAUACAAAGGGAACUACUACGGGACAAGUCUAGACUCCAUACGAUCCGUCCUCUCCAAGAACAAAGUGUGCCUAUUGGAUGUCCAGCCUCACACGAUAAAGCACCUGCGGACGGCAGAGUUUAAACCCUUUGUGGUGUUUGUGAAGCCUCCUGCGAUCGAGAGGUUGAGGGAGACCAGACAGAACGCCAAAAUCAUAUCAGGCAAGGACGACAAGGGAUCCGCCAAGCCAUUCACGGAGGAGGACUUUCAGGAGAUGGUGACAACGGCCCAGACGAUGGAGACUCAAUACGGCCAUCUGUUUGAGAAGGUCAUAGUCAACGAUGACCUCUCGGCCGCCUUCAGCGAGCUGCGGUUGGCGCUAAAGAAAGUGGAGAUGGAGACUCAGUGGGUUCCAGUCAGCUGGACUCACUCCUGAGAUCCAGACAGACUGUAAAAGAGGAAAAGGGAAGGGCUUUGACAAAAAUAUGCAGGUUUUUAUCUUUCUAUGUCUGCUGUGGCUGGUGUUGGGGGGGUAACGGGAAUAAAACAAGACAGCGCCAGACGGCUGUGUCGCCAUACCUGAGCUGCCCGGAGCUAAAAAUAAGCUUUUUACGUGGGAUCAGGUUGGAUUUAGACUUCAGCUGUGGUCUGGAUGUGGAUCACCAGGUCUGACCAGAUCUGACAGGGUUGAGGCUAAGGGAGCCCAUCCAGAAUAUGAGCCUUGGACAUUGAUCUGGGUCUCAGUCUGGGUCACACAACCAUAGCUUGAGCUCUUUGGUCCAAACCAGAAUGUGGAACGAGCCUGGACCAUCACAGCACCAGCAGUCCUGCCAGCACAUCAGCAACCGCGCCAACCAGGACUCUGUCUUUAGUGUGUUUAUAACAUUAGACCAUUAGAAACCAAAGGGAUUGACAUAUUUCUUCUUGGUGGACAACUUAUAUGCAUAUGUCUGUAAAAGAACACAACCUCUGAGGGGAAAAGGGGGAGAAAAGAAAACAUAUUUGCCUUCUGUCUUACUAUAAAUCUGUGCUUCUAUAAUGCUUCCAUGACUGUUACUCCAAACAAAACACUGUCAGGUACACUCUCAAGAAAGGACAGUAAUUGUAAUUUUAUUUAAGAGAAAUUAAUAUAUUUUUUAAUGUCCUCCAGUCGUUAUUUUGAAUACCUUUUAUAAACAUAUCUCCACUUUUAAAGCAACCUGAUCUCAACUGUAGCCCCCUCUCUGACAGCCCUUUUACACAGGAGGCGUCUCUUCUUUCAGUCAACUGUUUUGAUUUCAUCACCCUAGUCCAGUUUUCCCCAUGCAAAGCAUAGAGAGCCAUUUUAUUUAGGUGUUAUAUAUUCCAUUUAGGAGCGUUCUGAAAAGCCACCCUUCAUGUGAAGGUGCCCAGCAUAACAGCUUUGCCAUUUAAAGUCCCAGAACUGGACACUUUUGGCUGUCUGCUAGAAGAAAAUGUUCACAAUUGUGUUUUAUUAGGGUGGAGUCUUUAUUUUUAUUCACAUAAAAAUGGCUUCAGCAAGGCUGCUAAUAGAGGGUCCACAGCACACUUCCAGGAGUUUAACUCAGAGAAAUGCUAAGUAGCCGCUCCUGACUUUAUGAGCAUUAGAAGUUUAUUGCUAAUUUGAGUCUCCCAUUCCCAGUCUAACUUACUCAUUUUUUACUCAGUGCUUUUCUUUUUUUAAGCUUCUAUCAUAGAGAUACUUAACCUUAAGUUCUGGUACAUUGAUUCUCAGAGCAACUACUCAUUACUCCUGGCUGUAUAAUUAUCAUUAACGAUGUUACAGCUCUCGUAGAUCCUUGGUUCUUUGCUGCUAAUGUAGUGAAAGCCUGAUGAAGAGCAACAAUUUACACUUUAAAGGAAUAGGUUGCCCUCUCAUUUGCUUUCUUUCUUUCAUCGACACCACUUUCAUGUCUGCGUAUUAUGUAUGGACGUAGAGCCAAGAGGUGAUUAGCUUAGCCUAGCAUAAAGACUGGAAACGAGGAGCUGUUAGCAGCUAGCCUGGCUCUGUCAAAAGUUUAAAAAUAAACUAGCACCACAAAAGUCUUGGUUUUAUUCAUUUGCCAGAGCCAGAGUAGUCGUUUCCACCCGGAAUGCUAAGCUACGCUAAAUACCUUCUGGCUCCAGCUUCAUAAUUAACGUACAGACAUGAGACUGGUAUCAGCCUUCUCGUUUAACGCUUGGCAAGAAAGCCAAUAAUAUUUCCCACAAUUUUAAACUAUUCCUGUAACUGUUUUCUUACCUUUGAACAAUUGGCCACCAUACUGUACAAAUCCUGUUUGAAUUUUUCUCAUACACUAGCUGUAUGUCCAACUCAGGUUGCAUUGCCCAGAUGUUUUCAAGUUCAUUUCUCUUACCAUUUCCACCUACUAUGAUAUUUAUGUAUUUGAUUUCUGUCCAUUUUUAAAAAGUGUAAUAUAAGUGUUUAUGCUCUUCAGUAAUGAUAACAAACAAAGGGACUUUAACACCCCUCACCCCUUUACAUUGUCCCAGGUUUUUUAUUCAUUUUAGUGUCACAUUAAGUUCCCUUUUUAUAUAUUAUUUUACUUGUUCACCUCUCCAUAUGUUACCCCUCUGCCAUCUGUUUUAUUGAUCAGAAUCAGAUUUGUACAGUCUCCAGAAAAUAUUUUUAAUUUCUUGCUGUAAAUGAAAUGCUGUUUAUGAGGCAAGUUGUAUGAAUUCACAUUAUUCUUGAUAACUGCUACAUUUUAUAUUAAAGAAAACCCAACUAAA